AUGUCCUUGCCUCCAAACGCAGGCGCCUCAGCUGGCAAUCAUAGGCAUGUCUCGUUUGUACAAGAACCGAACACGCCCGUCAACGGCUCCCCUGACAUCACAAUUCCGAACGCUACUCCGAACAUAAAUUCUUUCAAAGCCGCAGCAAAUAUCGAGAAGAUACAACGAGAUCCUGCAAAAUCAAAGGUUAUGUUCACCCCAGACAAGACAGCCAAAGAGGCCGACUCUCAAUCCCCGUCCCCACCCAAUGGCCAAAAACUCACCCACGCUACCAUCGCUAAGAGACGUCUCUCUGAUGCAAGUGAUGGAAGCCAUGCAUCGGUACUCACCACAAGCGGGUCAUCCAGUUAUGUUCAGUCGAGAGAGAACUCCGUGACUUCAUCUACGGGCACGCCAAUGGAUGGUGUAGAGGAUACAUACGAGAACGGAGAGAGACGAAAGCCGGCUAAGAAGAGGGCCAAGUUCAACGACAAUUGUAUGGGGCCGCCGAUGCUACCUAGACGUCGACGGGCCCCUGAUCCUGUUGCUGUGAAUCUUUUGAGACGUACUGGUCCACAAUUUCAAGGCGCACAGCAUCUUACGUCUCAUUUCGCCUCAACAUGCUAUGAGAUUUAUCUCGGCAAUGAUUUCAGUUCAAGUGGGCAUGAAAUGAUGCUUGCGAAAUCUCCCACCUUCGUUGAGCAUAUGAAUCGGGCUCGGUCCAAUGCUCGACAGAAACAGGUCUUACGCCUCGACAAUUACAACCAAGAACCGUUUGAUCAGAUGUUUAACUACCUGUAUACAGAUAGGCUAGACACUCUUCCAGCAAAUGAUGGAAACCGAUACGCUCGACUCGAGGAAUUAAGGCUACUAAUGCGUCUUGCCAAUACAUUUCAACUUCCUGAUCUGCAAUGUCAGAUCGUUGAUCACGUACGCAAGCAUAGGUUGGUUGGUAAAAUCGGGAUGCAUACAUUCUUCGACUGGGCGUAUGAAAUCUACACUAACGAGUUCGACCACACUGUCGGGAACUUUUCCAAGUUCUUCCAAGAUGUGGCUCCUGGAUUUCUCCAAAAGAAGAUCGACAAUGAAAAAAGCCCUAAUGGUAAACCUGCCAUGAUCCACCUGUUCAACCUGGUAGCGGCCGGUGGAGGGUUUGCGGUGGAAGUUUUGAAAGCAUCCCAUACUUACACAGACUCACACACAAAUUUGAAGGCUAUGAAUUCGAGUUUGAUAAAGCAAGAGCCGAGAGCAUCCCCUAAGAAGAAGCUCACCGUCAAGAAAGAGCCAGGUUCGACUGACACGAUGGCAAGACUGCCUGUUCCAGCUGCCACCAUGGCAAGACCUCCUGCUCCUCCUGCUUCUGCUGCCACCAUGGCACGACCCACUGUUGCGGCUGCCACCAUGGCGGAGCCACCUUUCUCCGCGCACUCUUUUGACGGCGCCAUCAGUCUUAGCAGUGACGACGAAUAA
This is a messenger RNA of Bacidia gigantensis, 1449 nucleotides long. RefSeq lists its product as uncharacterized. Bases 1 to 1449 code for a protein of 482 amino acids. Gene Ontology annotation, molecular function: protein binding. Lineage: Eukaryota; Fungi; Ascomycota; Lecanoromycetes; Lecanorales; Ramalinaceae. The record is from RefSeq and is a predicted model, not a curated record. The transcript has 3 exons.